AUGAUGUUCUUGGAGGCCGACAUCCAGAACAGUCUUGACCAGAUCUUCCCCAUGCCACCGGAAGAGUUACCGGAAGCGAAGAAGGCACAAGCCGAAGACGUCCUGAGACUUGUGCCAAUACAGCGGAACUGCUACGCCCAGGCCUUUGACACGAUGCCUGCCUCGCGCCUUGUUGCCGAGCUUCCGCAGCUUCCGGAGGCCUUUUCCUUGCAGCCGCUUUCGGAGGACUGCAACUUGGAUGCUCCAUCCAUCAGAUGCCCCGCCGUGCCUGAGAAGGCGGAGGCCCCACCGCGGCCACGGCACCUGGAGGCGGCGCUGCCGAAGGCGUCCGAGGUCGAGGUCACACAAGGCUCUCGCAGGAGGGGCCGAAGCCUCGAUGCUUCGAUUCCCAAGCCCGGUGGGGGGCAGGCCCUCUUUGACACGGGUGACCCGCGAAGUGCUGCGCCCUUCGACGGCCUCCUCCCAUCCUGCCAGGAGGACCCUGCUGCAGCUAGGCGUGGCCGCAGCACAGACGACCAGUGCCGUGCUGAUGCGAGGCAUCCUUCCUGGGAGGUUGAUCUGCAACCAGCCCCAUUUCCGCAGGAGCUCCUUCAACUGCAGCCCAUGCAGGACAUCCCGCUUUUCCAGCAGGUGCAAGAACUACAGCUGCAACCCCUCCAGAACAUCACGCCGCCGGCACCUCCUCCGCCGGAUGUCCAGGCCAAAAGCGACAGCACUUAUCAGCGCUUCAUGCGGGAUGCGGACAAUUUGCUGGCCUGGGAUGUUCCGGGACAGGCGUACCUCAAGUACUGCGAAGCGAACAGCCAGCACGACGACCUUUGCGGUCAGAAGUCAGGCGAUGCAUAUCGCGGGAUGGCUCGAAGCCUUUCUGUGGGUGCAGGCUUCCGAGGCAUCGUCGCGGGUUUGCCAACUACAGCUGAGGAGCGUCUAGACCUGGGCAUGAACAUGCUUGAGUUGGCGGUUGAAGCUGGCUCCGCCAAGCUUGGCGAUGCACGAAGUGAUCCGAAGCUUGAGAAUCUGCGUAAGCUCCGGUCGGGGCGCUUCAUGGCGCUCAUGGAGCAAGUGCCGGCCACGGGCUUGGAUGCCUUGGCAGUGGCAGCAUCCGCGGGAGUUGCAGCCAUGGCAGCUGUUGCAGGCAUUCAACCUGUCUCGCUCGUACCCACCGCACCUGUGCCGGUGGCGCCCUAUGUGCCGGAGCCACCGACGUCGGUCUUCCCGGAUCCUGCCCAGGCUACGACCCUUGUGUUGCCGAUGCCACCGAGUGAGCUCUCUGCCGUCCGAGAGGUUGAGCUGCCGCAGGAGGAGGACUCGGACCAAGAGGAGGACGACGAAGAUGAGGAAGGCGACGGCGACAGCGAGGAGGAUGGGGAUGGUGAGGAAGAAAGUGACGGCGAAGGUGAGAAGCCUGAAGAACAAGGAGAAGAGAGCGAGGCAUCCGACUCUGAAGAGUCCCAGGCCAAUGAGGACGAGGGCGCCGCCUCCGAGAGUGAUGCGGAGCUCAGCUGGGCUGAAGCGCUACGGAACUUCUUCGGCUGGUAG
Molecule: messenger RNA, 1539 nt
Organism: Symbiodinium sp. CCMP2592
Lineage: Eukaryota; Dinophyceae; Suessiales; Symbiodiniaceae
Source: the annotation of a GenBank genome assembly